AACCCUGCCAAAAAAUUACUUUACGGCAGGCACAUUUUCUUUUCGGCUAAAAUACAUAUUAUUUAACACUUUGAAAAUUGCAAACUUUUUAGUUAAAACAUGAAUAGCAUAGGAGAGGAUUGCAAUGAAUUAAAGAAGCAGUACGAUGCCUGCUUCAAUAGUUGGUUCUCUGGUAGUUUUCUCAAAGGAACGACGGAUGAUUCUGCCUGUGCGCCCAUAUUUAAGAUUUACCAAGAGUGCGUUAAGCGCGCCAUGCGUGAGCAGAAAAUUGAAUUGCGUGAAAUCGAAACGGAUUACACCACAGGCGGUGAAUAUGACAACAACAACAGCAGCAGCAGUAGCUCGACCGGCUCAAAUAAAAGUUGACAAUUGUCACUUGGAGAUGGCUUUAAUGACAAGAGUUCCCUUAGCCAGGAGGCGGUUCAGUUGCCACUGCAUCAACGUAGGCACAAACGUGGUGGCACUGCCUAACAAUCACCGUAUACAUGGCAUUAUAAGUACCAGAGACAUAUUCUAUAGCUUUUAAAUUUGCAAAAUUCCUGACUAGAGAAGAAAAUAAGUUCAAAUUAUAUGGUAAAUCAUUUUUAGUUAAUUAUUAAGUUCGGCCCAAAAACCAAACCGAUUGUUAUUUCAUUAUUUACUUAUGUAUUGAAAAAUGUUUUGUAAAUAUAUUGCAUUAUUUAAACAAAUAUGAUUGAAUCCCAUAAUUGGGAUCCAAAGUCAAAUUAA
This is a messenger RNA of Drosophila willistoni, 729 nucleotides long. Its product is annotated as TP53-regulated inhibitor of apoptosis 1. The transcript has 2 exons. Bases 100 to 366 code for a protein of 88 amino acids. The record is from RefSeq and is a predicted model, not a curated record. Lineage: Eukaryota; Metazoa; Arthropoda; Insecta; Diptera; Drosophilidae.